Molecule: messenger RNA, 1239 nt
Organism: Macrosteles quadrilineatus (aster leafhopper)
Lineage: Eukaryota; Metazoa; Arthropoda; Insecta; Hemiptera; Cicadellidae
Product: protein krueppel-like
Exons: 2
Coding region: 1-1239 (412 amino acids)
Cellular component (GO): nucleus
Source: RefSeq, a predicted model, not a curated record
AUGGCACUCUCCGUGCUGCCGGAUACCGCACCUAAGAAGGGACUGACGGCCAUGGCGCUGCACCACUCCCUGAUGAAGGACAGUCACGGCGGUGCAGAGUCCGCGGCCUCUGAGGGCUCUCCUAGCAGAGACGUCACCUUCUCCGGACACAUGCUCGCCCCCACACAUCUGUUCCCGACCUUCAUGAACCCUCUAGCCUUCCACGCCAGUCUAGCCAACAACCCCGGUCUGUUUCACCACUUCGCCUGGCCGCCGACGUCCACCGACCACGUCACCUCCACCUCGUCCCCGGCCCUCCCCACCAAGGCGAGGAAGCGGAAGAAGAAGGAAGACGUGGAACCCGCGCCUCUGUCACCUCCAACGUCUGGUUCGUCACCGCAGUCCAACGGGUCGACGCAAGAAGUGACCAGUGGGAAAGGUAGUUCGGAAAAGACGGAGAACAGGGAAAAGGUAUUUACUUGUGGAAUCUGCAAUAGAUCUUUCGGUUAUAAACACGUGUUACAAAACCACGAGAGGACUCAUACGGGCGAGAAACCGUUCGAAUGUAGUGAGUGCCACAAGAGGUUCACGCGGGAUCAUCAUCUCAAGACACACAUGAGACUACACACUGGGGAGAAGCCGUACCACUGUACACACUGCGACAGACACUUCGUGCAAGUAGCGAACCUGCGGAGACAUCUACGAGUACACACGGGCGAGCGACCCUACGCGUGCGAGCUGUGCGCCUCAAGGUUCAGCGACUCCAACCAGCUCAAGGCGCACAUGCUGAUACACAAGGGAGAGAAACCAUUCCACUGUGUGCUGUGCGACGGCAAGUUCCGUAGACGACACCACCUGAUGCACCACAAGUGCCACGGCAGAGAUCACCAGGAGGUCAUAGAGAGGUUCAGUCCACCGAACUACUCGGACGGCGGCCUCACGCCGAGUCCCUUCUACGAGCACGACGACCCGUACGAGCACGACGACGACGAGGAGGACAACGAACAGAGUCUUCUCGCUCACAACAACAACUCCCCGAAGAGGAUCAGAGAGAGAAAAUCCAAAUCUGUCAUCAGAUACCAAAGACUGCCACCUCCACAGCUGAUACCGUUGUCUCUGAACAUUCCCGAGCAGACCGAACCUGAGGACCUCUCUAUGUCUUCGCAUCGUCACAACAACAACAACUCCGACUCGCCACACUCCGACGAAGACUCGCCUCACUACAGGCAUCCCAAGCUAAGAAAACACCUGGGCUCCUAG